AUGUCUGAUAAAAACAAGCCGUUCAUUAACACCGCCAUCCUAGAGCUGGAAAAAAAGCUUUCAUCUGCCACUGCCAACAUAAGCUGCCAAACGCAACAUAUAUCUAGUUUUCAACAACCUCAGCAAAUACUACAACAACAAUCGCAAACACAACAGCAACAACAACAACAACCACAUCAGCAAAGCUUUCAACCAAAUUAUCAUCUACAACAGGCGUCUAUUCCUGGCUGUGAUCUACAAAGCAUUCACCAACAGUCGAAAGUAGUUUCACCUCAAUACAGCAACCACCACCCGGUGGUGUACUCUGCCUGCAUUCCGCAAUAUCAGCUGUCCUCGGUGCAGCAGCAGCAGCAGCCAACUCCACCUUCGAGCUCGAAUCUAGCCAGCAUUUUGCAAGUUAUUCGUGCGGAACAGCGCUUCCCGUCCGAUUAUACACCGAACCGGCCGGUGCCGGACUCCUCGGUUUUCACCCGAUCAGUUAGUCUAGAUCGGAUAACUCCACCCUUACCGUCGUCUUCUGUCCCACCGUGCAAAGCCACCACCAACAACUUCCGUAAAAUACAACGUCACCCUCCGGUGUCCUACCCGAAGAAACCGCUAGUCACACGGCGAUCACCCGGAUCUCCACCAUCGCCCCGAAUUGUUGAUUCGAGUUACUCACCUUCCGGAUAUCAGCCACACCAUCAACCGCCACCACCGCAGGCACUAUCAGUGCCGUCGGCAUUCGCCGUUGCCUCCAGCAGUGGGCUGCAGCAGUCGCUGCGGAGGCCCCCCAACAAAUCAUCCUUGAAACGGCAUGACGCAUUCCUCAAGACUCGUUCCAAAACGAUCUCGGACUUUUUCGGUCCCGAAUCCACUCCCGUCAGUCGUUUGUUAAACAUAAUAUGCCAAGAGAAGGAAGCGGAAAGAGCGAAAGCGAACAUGAGCAGUAGCAACGGUAGAACGGGACUUAGUAGCAAAUUAACGGCGUCCAAAGAUGGCAUCCUGUCGAAGAUUCCGAUGGCGGCGCCGACGCAUCCGACCAGUUCGUCUUCGACUAGCUCCUCUUCCGGUUCGUCGUCUGCAUCGACGCUUCCGUGGCGCUACCAAUUCAGUAAAGCACGCAAAGAAAAUGUGAUUCCGGCUGCGACGACAAAUGCAUCCUCCUCGUCGCUCAACUCCGCCAGCAGUAGCAGCAGAAAUGGAGCCGCAGCGGCAGCGGCGGCGGCCGAAAUGUAUGCCUCCAAGGACAUCGAUAGAAUAGCGAAGUACAAGGCUGACCGGCGAAAAGCGAUCUAUUUAAGAAACACUGUCCAAGAAAACGAAAAUGAAAGACUGGAACAUAAGAAGAGAUCAUCAUCUCGUACGACUACAAACGCUCCUACAUCAAGUGCAAUUCAUAGUAAAUCUCAAACAUCAGCAACCAUCCCUUCGAAAGCACAAUCGUCCUCCUCAUCUGUCGCUAGAACGACACAAACGACGUCCUCAUCAUCACGCAGUUCAACGACGCAAACGAAACCGCACUCUUCGUCCUCUACCUCCAGCCUAGCAGCCAUUAGUACUAAACAACUUCCUCAGCAGCAUAGUAGCAAACGAUCAAGUAACAGUAUCGGUGGUGGUGGUGGAUCUCUGCCACUGUCCCCUGUACAUCAGUCACAACAGCAGCAACAGCAACGCAAACCGCAACGUAACCGCAGCAGUACCCGCUCGGCAACGUCAUCCGAAGAAAAGCAGAUUGCUGCCACGGCGACGUCCCCGAAAACCACCGCAAUGCAAUCUCAACAACAGCAACAGAGCAAACAACAGCAACUACAGCAGCAGCAGCAACAGCAGCCGAUACGGACCACGCGAUCGUCCAGGCUUCGGGCCGCUGCGCUGGAGAAAGAGCGUACUGCUGCUUCGUCGACCGGCGGAACGAAAGCUUCACCGGUGCCGCCUGCCUUUGCCGGUGUCAGUAGCAGAGACACACCGCACGGUUUGCUCAACCUGUCGCAGCAGCGCUCGAAAGUAUCACCAGGCCGAAACAGCAGCGGCGGCGGGAGCUCGAAACUGUUGCUGCAUCCAUCAGUCAGCGCCAGCAAUAGCAGUGGCAGUUACAGUAGUCAAUCGACGAACUAUAUCAGCAGUAGUAGCAGCAACACAAGCCAGCUAUCGGCUCACAUCUCUUCCGCUAGUAACAGCUCGAAUACUGCCCGAACCAAGACGGCGCCAACAGUUAAGCAAGACCUCGCAAAGAAACAGCCCGUAACCGCAACGGUGGCGGCAGCGGCAUCACCAGCAGCGAAACCGCGAAUGGUUCCGACGAUUGCCGUCAAUAUGAAGCAGAAAUUGCGAGGAAUGACUGAAACCAUUAAACGUGAUAUUAAUCGUAACAAAACUAGCACCAGUAACAUUAGUAGUAGCAGCCGCACUGAUAGGGCAGUGACAUCGAACAACAACGGAAAUAACCGUCAGCCAGUAGACGUUGCCAACGUCUUAAACGGCAAUGGUGCUGACGCUGACGUCGUCAUCGUCACUGGCUCGAGUGAUACGGAAUUUAGAAAUAUCAACAACAACAACAACGUCAUUGAUCCUUCAGCGAAGCAGCAGUCCGAUGAUGGGGAGAAUGCUUUUUUUGAACAGCUUCCCUCGAAUGGGACCGCAGUCAGCGGUGCCAUUCCCACAGGGAGAACAUCACUGCCAGGCCAGCAAAAGCAGCAGCAACGUGCCGCGCCACUUAGUUCGAUCGGAAGCUUGAGCAGUCUGGAUUCUCCUACGGUCAUGAAUACGCGAAUGCGAACGUCUACAAUGAAAUCAGGCCUUCGGGCGAAGUUUGUUGCUCCUACCACCGGCACAAUGAGGAAGACGACUGUCGCCACUGCAGCAGCAGUCUUCCCAGCAGAGGACAUUGAGUCACUGAGUCCGGUAUUGAGUGGAGGCGCCACCCUAACCAUUGCUGCCGGAGGGCGUGACAAAUCGGACAAGCGCAAGUCGAAUCUUAACCGAUCCCAGCAUGAGGAAGCAACCGUUAAACGACCCUCGUCAACCGAACGACGCCGACAUCGCAAAUCAACCGGAACCAGCACGGAGCCGGCAAAACCGAGCGGCGGCGACAGUCGUAUCGCGUCACCACGGACAACGAGCAAGCCACUCCGAAAAUCAAGCUCCUCGGAGAAACCACCGUCAGUCGUCGUCGAAACCCGUAGCCCCGCUCUAUCACCCCCUCCAACGGUAACGGCCUCCAGCAGUGCAGCGGCAUCACCCUCAUCACCGCCGCUUCGGAAAGGUUCCUCGCUGCGUCAAUCAUCGAGCGGUAGUUCGCGAACGGCGUUUACCACAAGCCCGACCGUGGCGUCGGCUUCGUCGGCCCCAUCGAGCCCGUCGAAAUGGUCCUCCUCUCUGCCCAGGGUCAGCAAAACUCCGUCCCCCGUCCGCAAGUUGCCCCAGCUGCUACGACGAAGUCCGCCUCAUCUGUUGCACUCGUCCAGCUCGAGUGCCACACUGGCUGCCGCUGCCGCUACGGGUUCGCCCGGUAGCAGUCGCGACCGGCUGGAUGUCGUUAGAGUAGAUAGCAGAAUUUCCGCCAGCGCUAGCAGUCAGGACACGGAUACCCUGCCCGACUCGCCGUUGGUGCAACCAUAUUCUAAAUUUAGUCAAAUGUUAAAAUCGCCAACGUUGGAAAAGUAUCAGGAAGUGAUCGUAAGACCAGCUGUGCGACUACGGCUGGAAGAUGAAUUACAGGAAGAGCCACAGGAAGUGCCAUUGGAUUUGGAUGAGCAGGAAUUGUUGGUGCCUUUGGAACCGGAAUUGGUGUUGUUGCCAUUGAACAAAGCGGAGACAGAAGAAAAUGGCAAUGUUGUUGAAGAUGAAGCAGCAGCUGCCAGCAUUGUCGUGAUUGAGGAUGAUGAACCAAGUCUCAGACCAGAUCUUGAGGAGGCGGGACCUUCUGGAUUAGGUGCAAUUGUGAUCGAUAAUGAUGACGACAACGACGAUGACGAUGAUAUUAUUGUGCUAGACGAAAUCAAAAGAAGUGGUUCCAGCUCUCCGAGGCGUGGUAAUAAAAUAUUAUUUGACGAUAAAUUCAAUGACGAGUUUGUCGUGAUCGAAAAUAGUCCCAAGAGUCAUUUUAUACAAUCGCUUGAUGAGACUGACAUAAUUGUAAUCGGGGACAACGACGAGGACUACCCACCUAGGCCGGCAAGCAGCAACAGCACGGAAAGAGGUGCCGGUGCCUACGAAAAGAAACUGGUAAAGAUGAGCUCGGUGGAGCAUUUCGAAAGUUUGCGCCAGCGCAAGAGCAGCUCACCGCUGCACCGCAAAAAGAGUCUCUCGCCAAUCAUGAGAGCAAAGAGCAUGGAAGAAAACCAUCUUUCCUCGUCCGGUUCGUCAGCAUCGAACCAUAUCGUAUCGAUUUUGAAACGAAAAACCGUAGAAUCUAAUAGCUCCGCUUCCAGUAACGCCUCGCCAGUCACGUUUUCACCUAGUGUGGUAGACACCCCGAUAAGAUCGAAUCGCCGUCAAGGUAUUCUGAAGAAACGCUGCUCGCUGGACGAAAGCAGAUAUAGCCGAAGUCACUCUCCAGACGAUCGAAGUAUUCUCGUGAAACACACACGUCGCAAUAGUUUCGAGGAUACUGGAAUUCAACACGGAAUCCUCAAACAAAAGAGCUACGAAUCGAAGGAAGAUGUUUCAACGGCAGGCAUCGGAAGCGGAAGCACCACGGCCGUGAAUUCGGUUGUUUCGCACGGAAUUCUCAAGAAGAAAACUGACAGUUCCUCAACAUCAACACCGAACGAACAGCCCAAGCACGUAUCCAUUUCGCAGGCCGUCAUUCUCGCCGCAGCAGAAAUCUGCCAGGAUAUGUUGCUCGAUCACGAACACGACCACGAUCUCCGUCCGAUUCUGAAAUCGGACUCGCAACCGUUACCAACGCCGAAACCAAUCCUCAAGAAGAAGUACUCCUCAGAAUCGGAAGAAAUUCGACCAAUCCUCAAGACAUCACGCAAAAGCAGUCGCGAGGAGAAUUCCGAUUCGGAAGAAUUGAAGCGUUCGAUACUUAAAUCUCAGGAUUCCCCGAACAAGCGUCGUUCCUUCGGCGAGCGGUCCGAUUCGGGUGAAUCCGGUAGCUCCACUGUGCUUAUGCGUAGUCGUUCGCUCGAACAUCCGGAACCCGUACCGAUGGCACCGGUCGUAGCCCAGGUGCAAAGCAUCGAAAAACCAAUCAUCUCCGUUGCCGAACGAAUCAAGCAUAUGGAAAAAUUUCUGGCUGGCCCUUCGUGCUCCUCCAGUGGCGCCGUGCCGAAGCGCAGCAACAGCACCAACACUAGCUGCACUGGGGGUAGUGCCAGUUCGCGACGAGAGUCGUACCGCUUCAAGACCCAACCGGUAACAUCGACGGAGAUUGUCAGUGUACAGCAACAAGUUGAUCGAUUGUUCGGUGAAAAUCAGGACCAGGAGUCCAACUCAAGCCUAGAGGCGCACACUGAAGAAGCGGGUUGUUUAUCGCCGGAAACCGUUCGGCCUCGAGGUUCCCUUGAGACGCUCAUUAGCAAGGAUAAGCAAUUUUCGGAGGACAAAAGUAGUGUGGAUCUGCUAUCGCCAACGCUUGGCACCGCCGAAUCCAAUUCCCACUCGAUCAGCGGAGAGUUUAACCUUGCCUCGCUGAGCUCCGACAGCGGCGUUCAGUUUGGCCGUGGUACGGCGGAGGAAACUUCUGGUGCGGACAAUGUGUCAUCGUUGAAAACAAGUGACAGCGAGAAAUCUCCUUCAAAGAAAACCAUCGACGAUGAUUUGAAUGAACUCGAGGAGGAAGACGACGACGACGACGAGGAAGAAGAAGACGAAGAAAACGAGGAGCACCUCCAGAUUAUCGAAGAGACUGAAGGACAGCAGCGAAUUUUGUUGAGUCCAUCUAUUCAUACGGAACGUACCACCGACAGUAGAAGACGCGUACCCACCAGAAAAACGUCCAGUAGUUCCAGUACCAGCGGCUCCAGUGAUUUAAGUGACCGAGAGGAGCAAAGAAUGUACACCGCUGGCACUAGUCAGCACCAUCACCAGAACCAGCGGGAAGAUUUAUACACACCGGUAAGCGAUCAGGACGACGAAUCAUUUGGGCGGCCUCGAUCCAACAGUGUCCGGGCUCGUGCGAACAUGUUCCAACAGAUGGGAAGUCGCAUGAAGGAGAACGAGUGCCCAUCGCUUCAACGGGGUCGAAGAGCACUACCGACGACGACGGCUCCUCACUUCUCGACACAAAUCAUUUCACCGACGGAUAUGGAUCGCAGUCAUAACAAUUCCGGUUCCACUAACGUCGUCGGAACUUACGGCAACAACACUAGCAACAUUUCGGAUGACUCGGGCGCUGAAUUUGAUCAAGUAACAAGCCCUCGUAAGCCCCCGUUUGCCUACCUGCCUCCAGCAGCCCAGCAGCUGCAACCAAGUGUUUCUGAACUGAAGAAGGGUAUCCUAAAAUCCAAGUCCGGCUGUGUAGGCCUAUUUCCGUCGGAUCUGAACUCCGAGCUGAAAUCGCGCCUGAAAAAAUCCACCCAUUCGUCGGUUAGCAAUCUCAAAAAGUCCACUACCGUUUCGAGCAUCGCAAACGAUGCGCCGCGAGUUGGUUCUUCGUCUGACGACGAGGACGACGGUGUCGCGCCCGGUAAGAAUCUCGCGAAAAUGCUACGUAAUGUGUCGAAUACAGCCGCGUCAUCGUCGUCGUCUUCGGUUGUCGGCGGAAGUUACGUGCCACCGGGUGGGGUAGCGCUUUUCCCCCCGUCGUCAGCAGUGCCGGUUGCUUUGCCUACCGCGUUCGCGCCGCUAAAGAAAAAUGAGUACGCCGCGAGUGGUACCACGAGUGAUGGAGAGCAUCCUGCCAGUAGCCGCGGUAAUGCAGACUCUAUCCUGAAGAAUCCAGCUGUGGCACGGCGAAGACGGCAGAAUGAAGGUUACAAGCAGCAACUGGUGAAAAGCAAAAGUCAGUCGGAACUUGCCACCUUCAUUCCGGCGUCGGCCAUCAUCUACCACAACACGGCGAAAACAUUCGGCGGCCCCGUUGGCAUCGGUGGUGCUCGGCCGGGCGGAAAUGACCCAGUGAGUAUCGGUGGAGGAGGCCCGUUUGACCCGCGCGCAGUGGCGGCGGCCAACAGUUUUCACUACGACCAGCCGACGACGAUCGAACAGCAGCAGGAGCACCACCAUCCGGUAACAGGCUUCCUCGGACUGCGGCGCUGCUUGACCGAGGAGAUGCGUCCCGAUCAGGAAUCAAUGACCAAGAGUGUCUCGAUCGCCGAACGGCUGGCGGCACUGCAGAAGAGCGGCGAGGACGAUUGGCGGAAGCGGAUUGCCAAGAAGGAUGUGACCGACGACGUCCGGCGGGAGAAUUUAGUCAAUAAUGCCAUCCUUGUUGCCAAAUCGCUCGAGAGUCCGGUUAAGAACAGCACGCCGCGCCCGUUCAGUCGGCCUGCGGACGUGGAAGGCGGUAACAUUUCCGACCGGCUCGGAAAGAUUAAGACGUCUUCGGAGAAUUGGAAGAAUCGUGUCGAACUCUCGGAUGCCACCAACUUCACGGUGGCUGGUCGAAUGGCCGCCGCCAAAGCACCCAAGUUGCCGUUCAUCAAAUCCGACACUAAGCAGUCGCCGCCGAUGAGCGUGUUCCGCAGUGUCAACCCGCCACAGCUGGGCCUCGCCAAGAGCCCAUCGAUGAUGGUAUCUUCGGUGAGCACCUCCUCAAUGCUUUACGGUCCUUCGGCUAUCCCGAACGGACCAUCGCCACCGGCUACGGGUCCCGUAGCAGCACUGGCCGCCGUGGGCCAGCAACUAUCUAGUCAACUCAGUCAACAAAGAACCGGAGGUAUGGGAGUGGACAGUUUAAUGAAGCGUAGCAUUAGCGUGCCCGGUGUGCCGUCGUGUGCCACCGGGGUAGCCGGUGGGGAUCUGAAGUCCCAUGCUGCCGGCGGUUCCAAGGUUUCAAUCCCAAAGCUGGACGACGAAAGCUUUGGCAACUUUUUCACCAAAGUCGAGAAAACCGUAUCAGCUACUAGCACCAUUAGCAGCAGAAGCAGCUUCGCUACCAUCAACACCAACAGCAGCCAUAGUAGUAGUUCCGGGGCGGAGGUUGUCAUCGGAGAUUUCGACACGCUUAAGGUCGACAGCCAGCAGCGGCUGACGCAGAAGAAGGUCGUACAGGGCCCGAAACGGCGCGGGGCAAUGUCGAAGAACCCCCUCAAGAAGCUAGCGGCCCGGGACGAUCUGCAGACGGAGUACACCGAGAUCAAAACAGGUAUCGCCGACAAAGAGUUGAAGAGACUCAAACUAGAAUCAAUCGCCAAGACUAGCAAUCUGGCCAUUGAAGCGCUUGCUGGCUUAGCUUCCGUGGAGGAUUUCAAGUCGGUCGCACUAAAAUCUAGCACCCUUCCGCUGAACCAGAGCUUUGUGCCGUACCGUGCGCUGAUGUUGCUGCAGGUGAAGGGCCGGCGGCAUGUGCAGACGCGGCUAGUGGAACCGGCGGCACGGUCCAUCAACCGAGGCGAUUGUUUCGUGCUUGUCACUCCGGAUCGGCUGUUCGCGUUCCUUGGUCAGUAUGCGAACGUUAUCGAGCGUUCCCGAGCGAAGGAGAUCUGUGACGUGAUCGUACGCGAUAAGGAUCUGGGAUGUGGAGCGGCUGCCGCGACGGUAAUCAGCGACGGUAAAUUUUGCAACGAACGACAGCUGAGAGAAUUCUGGAAGCUGCUAGGCCGCGGACAGGAAGACGAGAAAGCGGACGUGUGCGAUGCAGGUCACGCCGACGAAGAUGAGCUGAUCGAAAGCUGUCUGAUGGAAACGAACAAAGUGUACGAGUUUGACGACGAUAUGCUGGUACCGUGGGAAGAAUACUGGGGUGCUGCACCGAGGAUUGCAAUGCUCGAUCCGAAGAAAAUUCUCGUGUUUGAUUUUGGCAGUGAGCUGUACAUUUGGAACGGCAAGAAUGCAAACGGGGAAGCGAAGAGGGCAGCAAUCAAGCUGGCUCAGGAAAUGUUUACACAAGAAUAUAGCUUCGACAUGUGUCAGUUGAAUCCGAUGAAUUUUACGGAAUUGUCCGGUGACCGGCAGAGAGAUGUUAGACGCGUUUUGAAGGUUGGAACGGUACGUCCGGAAUGGUGCCUAAUUGCCAAAGUUACACAACACAUGGAGACGGUUCUGUUUCGGCAGAAGUUCAUAGAUUGGCCAGACAUUACGGUGCAGUUGAAGGACGAUGGGUAUCAACUGGGGGAAAAUCCCAGCUUGGAAAUUAAACCAGUGGAUGGGAAAAGGUUAUUUGAAGGAGAACCUUAUGUGGAACCGAAUUUGAUACUAGAGAACACGAAUUUAGGCAGAGGUAACUUUUAUUACGACACCGACUCGAUGCGCCAUUAUGAUGUACUUACAAUUUCGGUGACCCAGUGGGAGAUCGACGAAUACGAAUACAAGGAAAUUCGGGGCAGCUCCUGUGGACAUUUUUACGCUGACGAAAGCUACACCGUGCGCUGGAUGUAUCAGGUGAGUGUUACCGUCAGAGAACUCAGUGGAAAGGUCUCCAAUAGAAGCACGGUCGUAGGCCGCGAUCGUUGUGCCUAUUUCUGCUGGCACGGUUUGGAUGCUCCAGCCAAUGAAAAGGGAGCUGCUGCCCUGCUUACUGUCGAACUGGACAAAGAAAAAGGGGCUCAGGUUAGAGUUUCACAAGGUCAAGAAUCGUCUGCCUUCAUUCGAUUGUUCAAAAUCAUGUUCAUACACAAGAGUAAGAAAGCCCCCCGAAAUGUCUGGCGUUUGUACAUUAUCACCGGUAACUAUCCGGAGGAAACGGUGUGCACUGAAGUGACUUGCAACGCACGGCAGCUUCGUUCGCGUACCACAAUGGUACUUGUACAUGGCGAGAAAGGACGCGUGAUUUUAUGGAACGGUUGCAAAGCACUACCUCACACACGAGAGGUUGGACAGAAUGUACUGAACGCAAUCAUCCAAAACAGAUUCAGUGAAUUAUUUGAUGAAACUCUUGCCACGAUCAGCUCAGCCACUCUGGAGGAAGGUCAAGAAACGCAUGAAUUUUUUGAAGCCAUUGAUGGAAGCCAAACUCGUCAUCAGUACCAUUCGUUGGUUGGUUCUAACCAGGACUUCCGCUUUACUCCUAGAAUGUUCAACCUAACCAGUAUCAAUAAUGGUAAUUUCGAAGCUACCGAGUUGCAGUACAAUCUACGUUCUCAGGAUUUAGCAUCGCCUUACCCGUUCCGGCAGGAAGAACUGUACAACGUCCGUCAGCCGACGAUCUUUAUGAUUGACAACGGUCACAUACUUUGGUUGUGGCAAGGCUGGUGGCCGACAGAGGAUGGCACAGGAAGCGACAGCGGUAGCAACAGUGGCAGCGAGAAUCACAGCAGCUUCGACAGUAACCGUUCGGGUGAGAACCGUUGGCAAACCGAACGGAGAGUGGCCAUGGAAACUGCCGUUGCCUAUUGGAAUGCAAAACACUGCAGCGCUCCCAAACAGUUAAUCCUUGACGAAAUUGCGGCUUGCAAUGGUAACGAAAAUGGUGGUGGCACCACAACCGAACAGUUACCGGACGAGAACGGAAAUGGAGCUAUCGAUGAAGUGGACGAAACAUCGACGAUAAACACUGCCAACAAGAAAGCAGCCAACGGCGUCGAGGCAAACGACGACGACGACGACUGUGAUAGCGAACGGCUAACAACGACGUUGCGUAACGGCGGUGCUGCUGCGAACAAUGGUGCUCCCGGUGGACAAAAGCAGCAACUACAGCAGUCGCAGCCGACCGACGGCAUCAACGGGUAUGUGGUUUGGGCCGGGCUGGAGCCGCUGGAAUUUAUCGCCAUGUUUCCGGACUGGGAACAGCGAGACGAUGUCGCCGAGAUUAAUGUGCAGGAUGGCCGUAAAACCGCCCCGCAGCCGAUCGCCACCAGCCUGUCGCUGCUGUCCCGAAAGGAGUACCCCCUGGCGGUGCUACUGGAGCGACCGCUUCCCGAAGGCGUCGACCCAACCAAGCUGGAGCUGUAUCUUCACGAGCAGGACUACCAGGAAGCGCUCGGUCUGUCGAAGACCGAUUUCGACCAGCUGCCCGCCUGGAAGCAAACCAAGCUCAAAAAGGAGCGUGGUUUGUUCUAGAAAACACCACCAACACCCUUCGAAUAAAUUCUUUACCAACAGGAACCAGAAACCGAGGUGCACAGUCUGAUGUUGUGCUUAAAGAUUUUAACCAUCACUGUUCUUUUUUUUUGUUCUGCCUUUUGUUUUAUAUGUUUGUCUGAGUCUUCCCUGGCUUCCGCGGGCAGGUGAGCAGGAGUGUCAGACAUGAUCAAUUUUUUGGUUCGAUCAAGUUUAUUUUUUUUAUUUUGUAGUUGCUUAUUUUUGUUAUUAACUUUUUUUUAUAUUUCGUUUUUAUUAAUCGUGGCUUUCGGCUAGAUUUAUACUUCGAUGUUGUGCUAGUGUUUUAAAUUGAUGGAAGUGCGCCAAGGGCGCCCCCUCGAUGGAUUGCUGUCCAUUGAGUUUCGAAAUUAUGUACACGAAAAUAUAAAAACGAUUCUAAAACAAACUGAGAUUUCCCUUAAUUUCAAAUUAGAUUUCAUUCAGCUGCUCUGAUUAAUUUUAAAUUAAAAGAAAGUUCUGACUGCAAUUUACCUACGUUAGCUGGACAUAAUUAUAGAAACAAGCUGGAGUGUGUGAAACCAAUGCAAGUUAGAGAACGCUUUACCUUAUAAUUAUUAUCUCAAUAAACCUCAAGCGCAGACGAUUUCAUUCUGACAGCAGCACGCAAACAAAAUAUAUAUUUUCUCGCCAUAAAUACAAAACUUCAAACAAGAGUGUAAAAAUGUAAUUGUAGUAAUUUUAGUCUUGUGUAUAUUCUGUAGUUGCUUAACAUAUUGGAUUAUCAAGGUGUUUUUGUUUGUUAAUGUGUAAAGCAGCAACCUUCCCAGCUAUGUAUUUGUGUAGAUUUUGUUUUGUUUUUUCAAUAAUAAAUUAUUCGAUGCAAGCAAGCAAAGAAAAAAAAACAAGCCAACCCCUUCUCUCUUGCAGUGAUAGUUACGUAAGGAAGUAUGUUUUAUUAGUAAACGAAGUUAGCUUUUAGUAUGCGAUUGAGCAACUCCCAACUACGAACAGAAAGAAGCCUGUACUUAAGAGAUAAGAGAAAAACAGCAAAGAACUGACAUUUGUGGCACCGAGAAUUGUGACACACAAUUGUGGAGAAGACAUUUUAUAAAAGCUCUUUUUAUGCGAAAACAAAACAUGUGUGCCGUAGCCGAUGUGAGGAAAUAAAUACAAACAAACAGCAACAGGCAUUAGCAACUCUGUGUUCCAUUAUAAAACGAACAUUACGAUUAGCCCACGAAAAAUUCCCAUCAUUAAAUACGAUUGGCAUUGGUAUUUGCAAAAUGCUACUGGAAAAUCGCAUAUAUGUGAAUAAAACACACAUUUACUUCGCAGCCAGAAUGGUAUACACAAUUUUUUCUAGGAUAAAACAAAAAAACAAAAACGCAAUAAACACAAUCACUAAUACAGCCUCAUCUACUAGUGUAAAAGAUUACUACUCAUAAUCAACUUCUACCAUUGAAAAAUAUACACAUAUAAAAAAAAAUCAGAAUACAACAAUGAAAACUUCUUAAAAGAAUACACAGCAAAACCGACAGAAAAAGUGUGAUCGACGAUCGGGUUGAGUGUCCAAUGUUUGUUGCAAGGUACUCAUUUGAUUUCCCAAAAGCAUACCUACAUCAGCAAGCUGAUUGAUAACGAAAAUAAUGUCCACCGUCAUUUGAAAACAAUAGAUAGCAAACAUACAUACAUACACACGAACACACAACACACACCGAAAUAUGUCAACCAGUUUUGUAUAUGUUUCUUCGAACAAAAGUAACACAAGCGAAUUUGACAAGCAGCUGAUUUGAACUGCAACAGUAUGUGGAAAAUAUCACAUUGAAGAAAGAAAGAAAAAAACUUUUUAC
Sabethes cyaneus is the source of this 12920-nucleotide messenger RNA. RefSeq names its product serine-rich adhesin for platelets (gene Svil). The coding region runs from base 1 to 11088 and encodes 3695 amino acids. The record is from RefSeq and is a predicted model, not a curated record. Gene Ontology annotation, biological process: barbed-end actin filament capping; cytoskeleton organization; actin filament severing. Lineage: Eukaryota; Metazoa; Arthropoda; Insecta; Diptera; Culicidae. Gene Ontology annotation, cellular component: actin cytoskeleton; cytoplasm. The transcript is spliced from 13 exons. Gene Ontology annotation, molecular function: actin filament binding; phosphatidylinositol-4,5-bisphosphate binding.